AUGCCCAAAAGUUGGGACUUUGUGCGAAAGUAUCAGCAAAUGAAGAGUCUGGAGGUGGAGGACAGUGCACAAUUAGACGCAGCUUUCCUCGUCUACAUGGAUCUAACUGAGGUGCGUCGGUGGAAAGAGGUGUCUUGUGUCAAGAGUCCAGAGCUGCAGGUGGUUUUGCUGGAGGGGAGGGAGAAGGAAGGAGCACCUGUCCAGACGAUUCUCCCGCUGCCGUCUCACCGAUCUCUGACACACAGAAGCAUCCGUAAGGUGCUGGACAGAGGCUUCCCCAUGCUGCUGUGUGCUGUAGCUUCUGACUCCACCCUGGUCUACCAGAGGAUGAGUGACGGGCUGGUGACACCGGACCCUCCUGCUGGACCCUUCAAGGAUUUGGGACGUCGGCAGCACCGGAAGAGACGGCAGAAGCCAUGAAGAUGCCUCGCUGUUGUUGGUGAAACACAGAGGAGCAGAAUGAGUCUGUCUGUCUGUCUGUCUGUCUGUCUGGGUGAGCUGCUCCAAAAAAAGCCAAAGGUGUACUGAGGACAUGGCAGUGGGUGCAAAUAAGCUGAACCACAGUGCUGUCAGGAAGAAACAACUAACUUCAUAUAACCAGUGAGGAUCAGCUCGGUGGUUGCUAACUUUUUGGCUCGCGACUCAUUAAAACCUUUGACCCACUGUCAGAAGUCUGACUGUGACAGAAUGCAAACCGGUCAUGUUUGACAGAUUUGUUCACACACUUUACAGUCUGUGGCUGGACGGCCUUCCUCAGCUAAAUGAGUUGGAUCACAGCGUAUCCACAUGCACAAACAUUUGCAUAUCGUCACACUGUUAAAAUAAUCGCCUAA
This is a messenger RNA of Centropristis striata (black sea bass), 833 nucleotides long. Its product is annotated as tRNA-splicing endonuclease subunit Sen15-like. The record is from RefSeq and is a predicted model, not a curated record. Gene Ontology annotation, biological process: tRNA splicing, via endonucleolytic cleavage and ligation. The coding region runs from base 1 to 420 and encodes 139 amino acids. Gene Ontology annotation, molecular function: nucleic acid binding. The transcript has 4 exons. Lineage: Eukaryota; Metazoa; Chordata; Actinopteri; Perciformes; Serranidae.